AUGCAACAACUUGUGGAGGGGCAGAUUUGGACAUAUCAUCAUCGUUCUAAAGAUGAUUCUACAUCCCGAUUCACAAUUUAUAAAAUUGACCAGAUGGGUGAUCAUGAUGUAGUGCAUAUCAAAAUUUCUGGUGUUCGAUUUGCUGGAAAAAAGAUGCAAAUACAACACAUGCCUUUUACGAGAGAAUCUAUAGAGCAGAGUGUUAUAGAAUUGGUUGGAAAUAUUGAUGACUUGAAGGAUGAACAUUUUACAGAUGGAUAUGAAAAUUGGAAGAAGGAAAGUUUGGAAGGAAGAGCAGGUGCUUGGACUAUGAAUGUGGAUAAAGCAAUUGAUUUAUUGGAGAAGGCUACUACGGGAGCUGAUGAAUAA
Molecule: messenger RNA, 369 nt
Organism: Naegleria gruberi
Lineage: Eukaryota; Heterolobosea; Eutetramitea; Acrasida; Naegleriidae
Exons: 1
Coding region: 1-369 (122 amino acids)
Source: RefSeq, a predicted model, not a curated record